CAUCUGGUCUCGGAGAAUAUUCGGAAGCCACGUUCUAGUCCCAUAUAUAAGCAGACGACGCCGGGAUCAGUAAGAAGGGAGCCGCAAAGCUUUGGGAUACGAGAUAUUGAGGAAAAGAAAGUGAGCAUUAGUUUUCGGUGUUGAUUUACUAUCGGAUUGAUUGAUUGAUUUACGACGGGAUCAAAGAUAUUCGAGCUUCGGAUAUGCUACGACGAGUAGCAGCAGCGGGAUCUUCACGGGCGGUUUUGAGUAGGUAUCAAUUGGGUAUCUGCAGAUUACCAAGGACGGCGCUGAGUAGACAGACGUCGGGAGCUGAGCGGUCGAGAUCAUUGUCGUCGGUGUAUUCCUCGCGGACACUUUCGACUACAGCCGUGUGUCGGAACAGCAGUGAUUCCGAGAGAAAGAAGAUGGGGACCAGCGCACAGUUUCUUGGAAUGCCGCUUGUGAAUACGCUGGAGACGGCUCGCUCGCCUUAUCUGCGUGCGCAUGCAAACAAUCCCGUCGCGUGGCAGCAAUGGACGCCCGCGACGCUGGCGCGAGCGGUGGCAGAGAACAAGCCGAUUUUUCUGUCGAUAGGGUAUCAUACCUGCCACUGGUGUCAUGUCAUGAACCGCGAGGCGUUUUCGUCUGAGAAGAUUGCGGCAAAGCUGAACGAGUAUUUUAUUCCAAUCAAACUGGACCGCGAGGAACGGCCGGAUCUGGACGCGAUCUAUAUGCUGUAUCUGCAGGCGAUGUCGGGCGGCAGAGGCGGAUGGCCUUUGAAUGUGUUUUUGGCGCCGGGGUCGUUGGAGCCGAUCUACGGAGGGACGUACUGGCCCGGUCCGUGGGACGAGGUGUCUGCGAAAACAGGCCGCACGACGAAACCCCCCGGUCCGGAGUUCCUCGAGGUGCUCGAGCGGAUCCACGAGCUUUGGGCAGAGGACGAGGCGAAGUGCCGGUUCGCGGGCACGGAUAUCGUGCGUCAGCUGCGGGACUGGACGGCGGCCAGGAGUAAAGGUGAUUCGACGACCGAGCUUCACGCGGGUGUGCUGUUUGACGCGUACGAGUACUUCACCGAGCGGUUUGAUGAGGUGAACGGCGGGUUUGGCGAGGCGCCGAAGUUUCCGCAGCCGACGAUGAUGAGUCUGUUGAUUAAGAUGCAUCCGCAUAUGAGGGUGAAGGAGAAGAUCGACAUGGGCGAUGAUCGAAAUGCAGCCGAUAUGGCGAUUUAUACGUUAAAGAAGAUUGCUGGAGGAGGAAUCAAAGAUCAGGUUGGGCAUGGAUUUUCGCGGUAUUCUGUUACUGCUGAUUGGCAAUUGCCUCAUUUUGAAAAGAUGCUUUACGAUCAAUCGCUGCUGUUGACUGCGUAUUUGGAUGCAUGGCUUUACGAUAAGAAGAAGAACCAAUUUGCUCUGGACUGCGUGCGCGAUAUUGCAGAGUACCUGGUGUCGGGAUCUCUACGAAACGAAGCCGGUGGUUAUUACAGUGCUGAAGAUGCCGAUUCUGUUGCGCCAGACAAUACAUUGAUGAAGCGCGAAGGCGCGUUUUACGUUUGGUCGUACGACGAGUUUUUCAAGGUCUUGGGUAGGAUACCCGGAGACAUUGCGGCCGCGUACUGGGGUGUUUCGGAGUACGGGAACGUUGAUAGCCAGUAUGACUUGCACGGCGAGCUGGAAGGCUUGAACGUGCUGUCGGUGACUAUGGAUGUGCCGGAACUGUCGGGGGUGUUUGGCAUGACGGAGGAAAAAGUGCGGGAGGUGAUUGAGGAUUGCAAGAAAAAGCUGCGAGCGUACAGAGAAGAGCAGCGACGGGCGCCGGAGGUUGAUGUGAAGAUUGUUGCGUGCUGGAAUGGGCUUGCUAUGGGAGCUUUGGCGCGGGCGGGAGCGGCGGUGAUGGAGAUUGAUCAGGUGAGCCGGACGAAGUGGCUCGAGAGCGCGAAAAAGACGGCGCGGUUUUUGAAGGAGAAGAUGUUUGAUGCCGAGAGCGGCCGGCUGUGGCGGGUGUUUUGCGACGGGGAGAGGGGGAGUACGUUGGGGAUGUGCGAGGAUUACGCCUAUGUGAUUUCGGGACUGCUCGACCUCUACGAGGCUACGUUUGACGUGAGCUAUUUGCGAUGGGCGCGGGAGUUGCAGGAGACGCAGAACGCGCUGUUUUGGGAUUCGGAAGACAACGGAUUUUUUUCCGCGCUGGCGGAAGACGAAGGCGCGCGGGAGCUGAUUCUGAGGAUGAAGAGCGGCGCGGAUACGGUGGAGCCGUCGUCGAACGCGGUGUCGGUUGCGAACCUGAUGAGACUGGCGGCGGUGUUUGGGGAGGACGAGUACGAGCAGAUGGCGCUGCGAACGCUGGAUGCGUAUGCGAAGGAGAUUGUUGCGCAACCGCAGUCGUACUGCGGGAUGCUGGGCUCGGUGGUUGCGGGGAGUGAGGGACUGCGGACGGUGGUGAUUGUAGGGCAGACGAGGGAGGAGAUGAAGGAGACGGUUGAGAAGAUGCGGUCUGUGCUGGCGGCGAAUACGAUAGUUGUGGGACUACGGAAAGAGUUUGGGGAGGGAGCGGAGGAGGAGGAGGCGCGGAGGGCGCAGGAGUGGCUUGUUGCGGAGGGCGAUGAGAUCUAUGCAGGUCUGCUGAGCCGGAGCGGGAGCAGGAACGGGACAACGUCGUACAUUUGCCAGGAACGGCGGUGCAGCGCGCCGAUCGAGGACAGCGAGGAGCUAGUGAGGGCGCUAAGCGACGAAGUCGGCAGUAGCCGAGAGUCGGAUGUGUAAAUAAUAAAACGGGAGAUAAGCAAGUCAACGAGAUGGAGUCAGAUUUACACUAUUUACUCCGCGGC
Molecule: messenger RNA, 2806 nt
Organism: Myxozyma melibiosi
Lineage: Eukaryota; Fungi; Ascomycota; Lipomycetes; Lipomycetales; Lipomycetaceae
Exons: 2
Coding region: 204-2741 (845 amino acids)
Biological process (GO): carbohydrate metabolic process
Source: RefSeq, a predicted model, not a curated record